CUACGGAGUAUUGGGAGCCUCAGAGAGAGAGAACAGACUUCUGUGGGGUCUUGUGUUUGAAAGUUUUGUUGAGAGACGCGCUUUGAGAGAUGUUCUCCUGGGGCCGUUCCGUGGACGCGAGAUAUGGAGUGGCGGUGUGGAAUUUCCAGCCAACUCAGGAGUGCCAUAUUCCCCUGCAAAUUGGAGACACAGUCCAUAUCCUACAAGUAUUCGAAGGUUGGUACAAAGGAUAUUCCUUGAAAAACCGAUGUGUAAAGGGAAUUUUUCCUGCCUCUAUCAUUCACAUCAAACAUGCAACCAUUGAACUCAGAGGAAAUCAAGAGAAUAUCAUUUCCACGGAGAUGCCCCUGGUACAAGAAAUCACAACCACCUUGAGGGAGUGGUCAAAUAUCUGGAAACAGCUGUAUGUGGCUGGACAAGUCAACAAGUUUCGCCAGGUCACCUCGAGGAUGUGCAACUUGAUCGAGAAAAGAUCUCAGCUUCUCUCGGGGACUAUGCCGCACGAUGAGCUAAAAGACUUGAAGCAGGAGGUUACCAUCAAAAUAGAUGCUGGCAACAAAAUGCUGGAACUGGACCUUGUCGUCAGAGAUGAGAACGGCAAUAUUCUCGAUCCGGACCACACCAGUGUCAUCAGCCUCUUCCAAGCACACAAGCGAGCAACGCAGCACAUCACAGAGCGGAUCCGAGAGGAGUCGCGUCAGAAUCAGAAUGAGUACGGCAGAUUUGCGCGCUUGUCCUCAUCGCCCACCCACACCCUCUUCAUCUGGGUCCGCAACUUUGUCUGUAAAAUCGGGGAGGAAACCGAACUCUUCAUGUCACUGUACGACCCAAACGAACAGAAGAUAAUCUGUGAGAACUAUUUAUUCCGCUGGGCGAGCACAGGCUUACCGAAGGAAAUUGACAUGCUGAAUAAUUUGAAAGUGGUGUUCACUGAUUUGGGAAACAAAGACUUGAAUCGUGAAAGGAUUUACUUGGUGUGCCAGAUAGUACGGGUGGGCCGAAUGGACCUGAAGGAGAGCAACGUUAAAAAAAUGACUCAAGGAUUGAGAAGGCCAUUGGGGGUAUCAGCGAUGGACAUUACUGACAUUUUGAAAGGCAAAGCAGAAAGCGACGAAGACAAACACCAUUUUAUUCCGUUCCAGCAGUUGAUGCGUUGGGUGCGUGUGGGUGACGCACGCGUUGCGCAUGGUGAGGCGUGGAACCGCAUGCGGUGGCACGCGGUAUCGCGCGGCGCUCCUGGAUUUCAUAGUGUAACAAAAUCCUCCCGCGCCACCUGCGUGACGUAUCGCGUACGCACGCUGAUGCAUUGGCUACACAUGCUGACGCACUGGCGUCGCACGCUGGCAUCCAGAAGUCUCACGUGUCUCUGGGUUUCCAUGAAGUUACUUUCGGGUGACCUGAAGCAAAUUCGCAAGGACCACCCUCACCUUGUGGACCGAAGCACGGUGGUUGCCAGGAAAAUGGGGUUCCCUGAGAUCAUCAUGCCAGGUGAUGUCCGCAAUGACAUCUACGUCACUUUGAUUCAGGGAGAGUUCGACAAACAGAACAAAACCACGCAGAAGAACGUUGAGGUCACGAUGUGCGUCUGUGAUGAAAAUGGAGACAUAAUCUCGAAUGCGAUCUGCCAAGGUGCCGGAGACAAGGCUGUCACACAGCACCAGUCCGUGGUGUAUUACCAGCUGAAGCAGCAUCGCUGGAUGGAGACAGUCAAGGUUGCCAUUCCCAUUGAGGAUGUUCAGAGAACACAUCUUCGCUUCACUUUCAAGCACAGAUCAUCUUCUGAUUCUAAGGACAAGGGAGAGAGAAUAUUUGCCAUGGCUUAUGAGAAACUAAUGAAACCAGAUGGAACAACCCUUAAAGAUGGAGAGCACAAUCUGAUCUUAUACAAGGGUGACAGUAGGAAGCUUGAAGAUGCCUCCAUCUACCUGAAUAAUCUGUCCAGCAAGUCGAUGAGCGACCAGAAGACGAGCCAGGCUUCCUCGUUCCGAAACACCGGGGGAGGUCACCACAUGUGUUCGCGGGACAGCCUUCAGAUUUCCACCCUUGUCUGCUCCACCAAACUCACACAGAACGUGGACCUCCUGGGCUUGCUAAAAUGGCGCUCCAACAUCAGGGCUCUGAACGAGAACCUGAGGAUGCUGAUGAAGGUGGAUGGGGGUGAAGUCGUCAAGUUCUUGCAGGAUACGCUGGACGCUCUGUUCAGUAUUAUGAUGGAAUUUUCGGACAACAAUACAUACGACAAGCUGGUGUUUGAUGCCCUGGUGUUUCUCAUUGGGCUGAUAGCAGACAGGAAGUUCCAACACUUCAAUGCUGUACUGGAAGCUUACAUUCGACAGCACUUCAGUGCUACCUUGGCUUACAAAAAGUUGCUGUCAGUGCUGACGGAGUAUGUGGAUACGGCGAGCCGCGGCCUCGACUGCGAGCCUCUCAAACGAGCAUUCAAAGCAUUGGAGUACAUCUUCAAGUUCACCGUCCGUUCAAGAUGCCUCUAUUCGCAGCUCUAUGAGGGCAAGGAGAAGAAGGAGUAUGAAGAUUCGGUGCGAAUACUACUGGAGAAAUUCAAUGUCCUGAUGAAGUCAUCACUGGAAGGCAACACGUUGCUGAUGCAGGGAGCUUCCCUCAAGUACUUGCCGAUGAUUCUUCAAGAUGUUGCAACAACCUUUGAUCCAGUCUUACUGAGCCACUUGUUGCACGAUUUCAUCAGGAGCCUCCCUCCGGAUCGACUGAUGAAGCAGAAGUUGCAGUCGAUGACUGCCAUCGUGGGCACCCAGCUGUUUAAGAUGGAAGAAUGCCGGGACAUUUUGCUAUCAGUGAUGACCAGCACCUUGAUGGAACUGAUUCAGAAAGGUGAAGAGGAGGAGGCGUGCGUUGAGCUACUCAGCAGCAUCCUGGAGGUGCUCUAUCAUCAGAAUGUGGGAAUCACAUACCGGGACAUUCAGGACAUCAUGGAUAAGUUGCUCCCGACUGUGAACAGGAUGGUCAUUAUGCUCGGGAGGGACCACAGCCUCAUCAGCAAUUAUGUGGCCUGCAUGACAGCCAUUCUCAGUCAGAUGGAAGUCUCGCAUUACGUCAACUACAUCAACACCUUCCAGACGCGGCGGGACCUCAUGGUAAUGCUGGUUGAGACUUUCAUCAGCUGCCACCAGGUGGUGGGGGUCUGGAAUGUGCUGCCAGGGGACAUUCUUGCUAUUGAGGGAGUGCAGCGUAGGGUUUUCCUACGUGCCAUCAACCAGUAUGCAGAAACGUUGAAUAACAUGUUUUUGAACAGCUCCAGUUUUGAACUGCAGCUCUGGAACAAUUACUUUCAUCUUGCCGUGGCCUUCCUGACUCAGGAAUCUCUGCAACUGGAGAACUUCUCUAACGCCAAGCGAGCAGCCAUCCUCUGCAAGUACGGAGAUAUGAGAGGUGUCAUCGGAGCAGCCAUCCGUGAGAUGUGGUACAACCUCGGUCAACACAAGAUCCGAUUCAUUCCAGGACUGGUGGGGCCAAUUCUGGAGAUGACCCUCAUCCCAGAGGUGGAGCUGCGAAAGUCCACCAUUCCCAUCUUCUUCGACAUGAUGCAAUGCGAGUAUCAGUACAAAGGCGACUUCAGAACGUUUGAGGAUGAAAUUAUCAAGAACCUAGACCACGAAGUGGAAGGAGGUCGAGGAGAUGAGCAGUACCAGAUGCUCUUUCAAAAGAUACUGCUGGAGCUUUGCAGGAAAUCCCAAUACCUCGCCAAACAAGGCGAAGCCUUCGUUGCCCUGGUAACGGGCCUGUUGGAAAGGCUGCUGGACUACAGGACCGUGAUGAAUGAUGAAAACCAAAGCUACAGCAUGAACUGCACUGUAAAUCUCCUGAAUUUCUACAAAGAUAUUGACCGGGAAGAAAUGUACAUCCGGUACCUGUACAAACUCCGGGAUUUACACAUUGGUUAUGAGAACUUCACGGAGGCUGCUUACACUCUGCUGCUGCAUGCCAAGCUACUAAAGUGGACGGACGACCAGUUUACUCUGCACAUCCAAGACUUCCAAGGUUCGCAGACGCAGCGGCAACUGAAGGAGAACCUGUACAAUAAAAUCAUCGACUACUUGGACAAGGGCAAGAUGUGGGAAGAAGCCAUUGAUCUCUGCAAAGAACUGGCUGAGCAGUAUGAAACGGAGGUCUUUGAUUACGGGCUGCUGAGCAAGACCCUGCAACGCCAGGCCAAAUUCUAUGAAAACAUCAUGCAAGUUCUGAGGCCCAAACCGGACUAUUUUGCCAUCGGUUACUAUGGUCUUAACUUCCCAAGCUUCAUUCGGAACAAGAUCUUCAUUCACCGAGGGAAGGAGUACGAGAGACGAGAGGAUGUUGAGCAAUUCCUCCUGAACCAGUUCCCAAACGCGGACAUAAUGAAGACAACCGCGCAGCCUGGCGAUGAGGUCAACAAUGCCCCUGGGCAAUCCAUCCAAUGCUUUGCCGUGCAGCCCAUCCUGGCCGAGCAGGCACAGUUUCACAACAAGAACGUUCCGGAACAGAUCGUGGACUUCUACAAGGCUAAUAACGUGCUGAACUUCAGCUACUCCAGACCAAUCAGAAAAGGACCAAAGGACCCCGAGAAUGAGUUUGCCUCAAUGUGGAUUGAAAGGACAAUGUUCACCACGGCAUACAAGUUGCCCGGCAUUCUCCGCUGGUUCGAGGUACUGCAGGUCUCCCAGACCUGUAUAAGCCCAUUGGAGAACGCCAUUGAAACGAUGCAGACCAGCAAUGAUAAGAUACUCACCAUGGUCAACCAGCACCAUAAUGAUGCCAACCUCUCCAUCAACCCCCUCUCCAUGCUGCUCAACGGCAUCGUGGAUCCUGCCGUCAUGGGCGGCUUUGCCAAGUACGAAAAGGCAUUCUUCACUGAAGGAUACAUGUGUAGCCACCCGGAAGACUUGGACAAUAUCACAAAGCUAAAGGAUCUCAUUGCCUGGCAGAUCCCACUACUGACGGAGGGCAUCAGGAUCCAUGGGAAGAAGGUGACGGAAGCCCUGAAACCCUUCCAUGAUCGGAUGGAGGAGUGCUUCGCUCAACUGAAGGCCAAAGUGGAGAGCCAGUAUGGAGUGCGGGAUCUGUCGUUUUCCGAGGAGAGGCGGGGAGGCAGUGGAGCCGGGAGCCGGCCGCGUUCCAUGAUCCGAUCCUAUCGUCCUCUGUCAGUCAUCUCCUCGAGUUCACUGAGUUCCACAAGCUCAGACAAGGAAUCGACCAGGACCACCAUGGACAGUGUGGAACCUCCACUGCCAAGGAAACAAAGCACCCGCAACCUAGACAGACCUCUGGAAGCUGUGGCCAAGGACCUUGAGGACAAGAAGGUGGCCAAGAAGGAGCACAGGACCAGCGGGCUCCAGGGGCUUGCUCGAUCGCCCAUGCCUGCACCCAUUCCGGAAUGCACUGUGGAGCCUUCAAGGAUGCCCCUGGUCUCAGGCAACUCAGUGGAGAGAAGUCCAGAACACUUUGCCAAAGAAAACACUGCAGGUCAGACAGUUACCGUGAACAAUGGAUUCGGCGGGCAGAUCAAAAGUUCCCGGCCUCCGCCCUUGCCCAGGAAGAUCAACCCCAGCCUCCUGGAGAACUUCAGCCAUGACCUGGUGGACCCACUGACCUCUCCGCCCUUCCAGGCUCCUGGGAAAGAGCAGCUGCAAUUCAAGGUCUCUAGCUCUCCGAACCCGGAUAGCAGCAAGCCCCUCAAAAGCCCACCGCCCCCUCCCCCGCCAAAGAACAAGCGGAUGUCACAGCCCCCGCCCAGCUGACCCCUCCCCCGCACACCUCCAUCGGACCUCGAGGAAGGGGCUGAGAGGACCCCCAGCGGACAUGGUCGAUGAGUAACGACAGGAGCAGGCAUCGGUGAACCCCUUUCCCUUCUAACCAUCCAUCCAUCCAUCGUGCUGCCUUCAAAUGAUGCCAAGUGGCUAUAAGGGUUGUUCUUUUCCUAAUAAAUAAAUACCUCCUCAUGUCCAA
This is a messenger RNA of Amblyraja radiata (thorny skate), 5958 nucleotides long. Its product is annotated as dedicator of cytokinesis protein 2-like. Gene Ontology annotation, biological process: cell migration; myoblast fusion; small GTPase-mediated signal transduction. The coding region runs from base 90 to 5750 and encodes 1886 amino acids. Gene Ontology annotation, cellular component: plasma membrane; cytoplasm. The transcript has 54 exons. The record is from RefSeq and is a predicted model, not a curated record. Gene Ontology annotation, molecular function: guanyl-nucleotide exchange factor activity; small GTPase binding. Lineage: Eukaryota; Metazoa; Chordata; Chondrichthyes; Rajiformes; Rajidae.